Wickerhamiella sorbophila is the source of this 2652-nucleotide messenger RNA. Its product is annotated as Glycogen phosphorylase. The coding region runs from base 1 to 2652 and encodes 883 amino acids. Gene Ontology annotation, biological process: glycogen catabolic process. Lineage: Eukaryota; Fungi; Ascomycota; Dipodascomycetes; Dipodascales; Trichomonascaceae. The record is from RefSeq and is a predicted model, not a curated record. The transcript has a single exon. Gene Ontology annotation, cellular component: cytoplasm. Gene Ontology annotation, molecular function: glycogen phosphorylase activity; pyridoxal phosphate binding.
AUGAGUGACUGCGAAUCAGUUGCUUCCGACCUAUCUGUGGGAGCUAGCUCAGCUCAUUCUGCUGAAAGUCUUGCCAGCAUUAACAGCCUCACGUCGCCUCGUCGGCACCGCCGCACGUUGUCAGGCAUCACUCCGCGUGAGCUGAAGGUCAUUGAUAGCGUUGUUCCUCUCAAGUACCGCCAGGAAUGGAAGAAGUUCAGCGUGCACGUCAUCCAGGACAAGAGCGAUUUCCAGCUCGGGUUUGUGCGCCACGUCGAAACCACGUUGGGCCGUUCGCUGUUCAACUGUGACGAUCUUGCUGCCUACCAUGCUUCCGCACGAUCCGUCAAGGAUAGCUUGAUUGUUAUGUGGAAUCAGACCCAGCAGCGUCAGACCUUGCUCGGAAACAAGCGCAUCUACUACCUGUCCCUGGAGUUCCUUAUGGGGCGAGCCAUGGACAACGCUUUGCUCAACAUGGGUAUCAAGAAGACUGUUUCCGAUGGUCUUCACGAUUUCGGCUUCCACAUUGAGGAUAUUGAGAACCAGGAGCCCGAUGCCGGUCUGGGUAACGGUGGUUUGGGCCGUUUGGCUGCCUGCUACAUUGACUCAAUGUCUACUCUCGAGUACUCUGCUUGGGGUUACGGCUUGCGUUACGAGUACGGUAUCUUCCGACAGAAAAUUAUUGACGGUUACCAGGUAGAGCAGCCCGAUUACUGGUUGGAAUAUUCUAACCCCUGGGAGAUUCCUCGCCAUGAAAUUGGUAUUGAUGUGAUGUUCUACGGACGCGUUGAGGAAGCAUUCAACUCGCAGGGACAUGCUGUCAAGAAGUGGAUCGGUGGUGAAAUCGUCCGUGCCAUGGCCUAUGACUUGCCUAUUCCUGGUUACCGCACUACCAACACCAACAAUUUGCGUUUGUGGUCCGCCCAGCCCAACGACAUUUUUGACUUUGCCAAGUUCAACGAGGGUGAUUACCAGAAUGCCGUUGCUGAGCAGGUUGAGGCCCAAACGAUCACUUCCGUUUUGUAUCCUAACGACAACUUUCACAAAGGCAAAGAGCUGCGUCUCAAACAGCAGUAUUUCUGGGUCUCGGCCUCGCUCUCCGAUAUUGUGCGUCGGUUCAAGAAAAGUCGUCGUGAUUGGUCCGAGUUCAGCGAUAGCGCCGCCAUUCAACUCAAUGAUACGCAUCCUACUCUUGCUAUUCUUGAAUUGCUCCGUGUUCUGGUCGACUUGGAGGGUCUUGAGUGGAAAAAGGCUUGGGAUAUCACCUAUAACACUUUCGGCUACACCAACCACACGGUUAUGCAGGAGGCUCUGGAGAAAUGGCCAUUGGACGUGUUCGGAAACAUGCUUCCUCGUCACUUGGAGAUUCUGUACGAAGUCAAUUACGACUUCCUCAAGAAGGUGGAGGAGCAGUUCCCCAAUAACCCAGAGCUUAUCUCUAAGGUCAGCUUGAUUGAAGAGUCCAACCCCAAGCAGGUUCGCAUGGCCUCUUUGGCGGUUGUUGGCUCGCAUAAGGUCAAUGGUGUUGCUGAGCUCCACUCCGAGCUUGUUCGCACUCAGCUGUUCCCUGAGUAUGUCAAGAUCUACGGUGAGGACAAGUUCAUCAACAUCACGAACGGUAUCACGCCCCGCCGUUGGUUGCUCGAGGCCAAUCCUGGUCUUGCUGAGCUUAUUGCGGAGUAUACAGGUGGCACCGAGUUCCUAACUGACUUGACUCGCUUGCGUCAACUCUUGAAGCAUAUUGACGAUCCCGAAUUCCGAUCUAGAUGGAGCCGGGUCAAGCAGACUAACAAGCAUGCCCUGGCUAGUAUGAUUCGCAAGUACGCUGGUCGUCACAUCAAUGUGCAUGCGUUGUUUGAUAUUCAGGUGAAGCGUAUUCACGAGUAUAAGCGUCAACAACUGAAUGUUUUCGGCGUCAUUGACCGCUAUCUCAAACUCAAGAAGAUGACCCCUGAACAGCGCGCUAAAGAACAACCCCGUGUGGUUUUGAUUGGCGGUAAGAGUGCUCCUGGCUACUUUAUGGCCAAGGUCAUCAUCAAAUUGGUCACUGCUGUUGCCGACGUGGUUGAGUCUGACCCUGAGGUUAGCGACGUUCUCCAGGUUGUGUUCGUGCCCGACUACAAUGUUUCCAAGGCCCAGCGUCUUGUUGCGGCCAACGAUCUGAGUGAGCACAUCUCCACUGCCGGCACAGAGGCUAGUGGUACAUCCAACAUGAAGUUCGUGUUGAACGGUGGUCUGAUUAUCGGUACCGUUGAUGGCGCAAACAUCGAAAUUGGCCGUGAGGUCGGCACUGAAAACAUGUUCUUCUUUGGCCAUCUUGCCGAGAGCGUUGAAGGAGUUCGUAAAGAGAACCGCGAAAAUGGUGUCAGUCUGGACCCCAACUUGGCCGAAGUGUUUGCGACAAUCGACAACGGUCUGUUUGGCGACCCCAACAUCUACAAGCCUCUACUUGACUCUAUUCGCUACCAGGGCGACUACUACUUGGUCAAUGCCGACUUCCGCGCCUUUGUCGAGGCUCAAGCUGCGGUCGAUGCUGCGUUCGCCGACAGAGAAGGCUGGGUCACCAAGAGCAUCACCAGCGUUGCCAACAUGGGCUUUUUCAGUUCCGACCGUGCCGUCAACGAGUACGCCGAAAGCAUCUGGAAUACCGAGCCUCUCGGAAACGACUGCUAA